AUGUUCUCUUUUAACAAGGCACUGCAAAGCCCUGCAGACCAUAUACUCCCAAUAUUCAGCCAGCAACGCCCUGUCGUGCCUUGUUUUGUCGCUAAGUUUGGUUAUAAUUUCCCAAUCAGACCAAACUUAGCGACGAAAGCGAAGGAUAACUGCGACUUCGAACAGCAGAAUAAGCACCUGCUGUUAGUCGCCGUUAUCCUUCUCUGUCUACUAGAAAGCUGGGACAAAGUUUCCCAGCUAUCUAGUAGAAACUCAAGGUUAUGGGGUACUAAUAUAUAA
Molecule: messenger RNA, 279 nt
Organism: Trichomonas vaginalis G3
Lineage: Eukaryota; Parabasalia; Trichomonadida; Trichomonadidae
Exons: 1
Coding region: 1-279 (92 amino acids)
Source: RefSeq, a predicted model, not a curated record